Molecule: messenger RNA, 1083 nt
Organism: Mercurialis annua (annual mercury)
Lineage: Eukaryota; Viridiplantae; Streptophyta; Magnoliopsida; Malpighiales; Euphorbiaceae
Product: annexin D4
Exons: 6
Coding region: 4-1005 (333 amino acids)
Cellular component (GO): cytoplasm
Molecular function (GO): calcium-dependent phospholipid binding; calcium ion binding
Source: RefSeq, a predicted model, not a curated record
AGAAUGAUAUCAUUUCCCCUCAUAAGCAAAACUAAUAACAAAAAGGAGAAAGAAAAAAUGGCUCAUCCUGAAGAACUGGAAGCUCUCACCAAGGCUUUUUCAGGACUUGGAAUUGACGAGAAGUCAUUGAUAUCAAUUCUUGGAAAAUCACAUCCUGAGCAUCGGAGAUCUUUUAGGAAAGGAACUCCGCACUUGUUCAUCGAUGACGAACGCUCUUUCGAACGGUGGGAUGAUCAGCGUGUCCAUCUUCUCCGAUAUGAAUUUAAUCGAUUUGAGAAUGCUUUGGUUCUAUGGGCUAUGCAUCCAUGGGAAAGAGAUGCCCGUCUGAUCUAUGAGUCCCUGAGGGAAGGUGCACAGUGUUAUGGUGUGAUCGUAGAGAUUGCAUGCACCAGAUCAUCAGAACAGCUUCUCGGAGCAAGAAAAGCUUACCAUUCCCUCUUUGAUCACUCCAUUGAAGAAGAUGUUGCCACCCACGUCUCUGGCUGUGAGCGCAAGCUUCUUGUAGCACUAGUGAGUGCCUAUAGGUACGAAGGGCCAAAGAUUAAGGAUGAAACUGCAAAAUCUGAAGCAAAAUUAUUUGCUAGUGCAAUUAAGAAUGCUGACGAAAAGAAUCCCAUUGAGGAUGAUGAGGUUAUUAGAAUAUUGACAACAAGAAGCAAGCUCCAUGUCAAGGCAAUUUAUAAGCACUACAAGGAUGUUUCUGGCAAAAUCAUAGAUGAGGAUCUUGAAGCUGUUGACUCAAUCUUGAAGGAGACGGUUGAAUGCUUAUGUACUCCUCAUACAUACUUUAGCAAGGUUUUGGAUGGGGCAAUGAGAAAGGAUGCGGAUCAUGAAACCAAAAAGGCACUGACACGUGUACUUGUAACCCAAGCUGACGUGGAUUUGAAGGAGAUUAAUGAAAAAUAUAAUAGCUUAUAUGGAGUCUCUAUAUCAAAUAGAGUUGAAGAGGUUGCUAAUGGCAACUAUAAGGAGUUCUUGCUUGCCUUGAUUACAAAGGAAAACUAAUUGGAAAAGAAGGAUUGAGACAAUUUAAAUGAAAUUAAUAAUUAAACUUUGGCUUUAAAGAAAAUUUUCUUCCCUUCA